AGCGCUUGGUGUUUUUCGGACAGAGGAGCAAUUUCGGCGCUUUCAGUUCAGAGCCCGCGGGCGAGACACGGAGGGCAGGCUCUCCUCGGGAGGACGGACUGGCAGUGAGGGAGAUCCCCCGGCCCAGGUGAGAGGAAAAUGAAGGUCCAGCUGGUGCUGACAAUGCUGUUUGCCUGCAGUGUGUUCACAGCUCAUGGGAAGCACCCACGUACCUUCACACCGGGACUCGAGGGAAGCACUGUAGGAAAUCUGACUGCCCACGGAUGCUACUCGGGAUGGGGCACCUCAAGGGCUUCAUUGGACCGGUGCUGCCGGCUCCGUGCCUGCUGCUAUGCCAAGCUGGCGGCUCGGCGGUGCCCCGUGGGACCCUUCCAGCCCCUCUCAGCACCCCAGGCAGGAAUCCCCACCUGCAGGUCGGGGACGUGGUGCCAGAGAAGUGCCUGCAGGUGCGAGCGGGCGGCCCUGCUGUGCCGGAUGCGCGGCCAGAGGCUGCUCCGGCGCCGCAUCAAGUGCCGGGGACGAGCCGGGAGGUGCUGAAGCAAAAAAUUCCCUUUGCAAAACCACCUCCGGGCUGAUCCGCGAAGGGACGGCGCCGGCAGCGCUUCCCAGCCCUGGCGAGUCUCCUCCUCGGGGCUUUUUGGCUUUGGCACGAGGACAACAACCCUCCGGUGAAGUUGCGUCAGUGUCCACUGGAUCUGAGGAGGGGGAGCAGCGCUGACGCGAUGUUUCAGCACAGCAAAAAAGGGAGGGGUGGACACCUGCCCCUCGUCCCUGUGAGGGGCACAGGGAACCAGCGGGAGCGUCUCCCCUUGGCUCCGGCUCCCCCGCAGCCUGUCCGCUCUCUCUGCUUCUUGCUUCACCUUCUGUUGCUCCAAAUAAAAACAGAGAGCCCAAAGCAGCAGUUCUCAGUGUGCCGUGACUCAGCUGAGCCCAGCGAUC
Neopelma chrysocephalum (saffron-crested tyrant-manakin) is the source of this 939-nucleotide messenger RNA. Its product is annotated as basic phospholipase A2 9-like. Gene Ontology annotation, biological process: arachidonate secretion; phospholipid metabolic process. NCBI's taxonomy places the organism in Eukaryota, Metazoa, Chordata, Aves, Passeriformes, Pipridae. The transcript has 5 exons. The record is from RefSeq and is a predicted model, not a curated record. The coding region runs from base 139 to 537 and encodes 132 amino acids. Gene Ontology annotation, molecular function: A2-type glycerophospholipase activity.